Fraxinus pennsylvanica is the source of this 894-nucleotide messenger RNA. NCBI's taxonomy places the organism in Eukaryota, Viridiplantae, Streptophyta, Magnoliopsida, Lamiales, Oleaceae. The record is from the annotation of a GenBank genome assembly.
AUGGAACUGAAUAGAUUUCCAUCAAUCUUCGUUUUAUCAGCGUUUCUCUUUCUGGGAUUCAUUUACUAUGUAACAGUAUUCAUUUUUAUAGAAGAUUGGUUGGGAUUACAGAGCUCAGCUGGCACCUUGAAUGCUCUGGUCGUCACUUUUUUGGCCUCUCUCUGUGCUUUCUCUUUCUGUGUAUAUCAAGAAACCAAGAAAACUGGUGUGCAUCGGAUGCAGUGUGAUAAGUGUUCCACACACAGGCCUCCAAGGGCUCAUCAUUGCCGUGUCUGCAGAAGGUGUGUUCUGAAGAUGGAUCACCAUUGUAUCUGGAUUAAUAAUUGUGUGGGCCAUAGAAACUACAAGUCGUUCCUCGUCUUAAUCUUUUAUGCAACUGUGGCAAGCACCUAUUCUGCGACUAUGAUCAUAAGCUGUGUACUUCAGAAUGAUUGGGAUUCUAGUCGAAGCCUUCCUCUCAAGAUCUUUUAUGUUGGUUGUGGAGUAAUGAUUGUUGGGUUAAGCCUAACAUUUGGAACUUUCUUGUGCUGGCAUAUUUACCUCACUGCUCAUAAUAUGACAACCAUAGAGUAUUAUGAGGGAAAACGAGCCGCUUGGCUGGCUAGGAAAUCUGGGCUGAGCUAUCACCAUCCUUUUGAUGUUGGUGUUUACAAAAAUAUCACCCUGGUCUUAGGCCCAAACAUGCUAAAAUGGCUGUGGCCCACAUCAUCAAGUCAUAUCAAAGAUGGGCUUAACUUUCCAAAAGAUCUUCUUAUUGAUCAAGGAUCAUCACUGAUCUCAAUUGAAGCUUUUAUAUCCUCCAGAGGCAAGCCCUGGGGGGAGCAUGGUGCACCUCGCCGCCUCAAAGACCAGCCCCUAUGGGAGGUCAGGCACGAGCAAACCAGCACUCGCUGA